CGGGCGCCCCCGGCCGGGCCCGCCAGACCGGUUGGCUCCUGCGGCCCGUGCUGCUCCCUCCGCCUCUCCGAGGCGCGGCUCGGCCGGGCCCGGCGUCCUGCGGCCGCAUAGAGGCCGGGCGGCUCCAUGGCUUUCAUCCGCAAGCGGCGGCAGGAGCAGGAGCUGUACUCCAAGGAGAGGUUUUCACUGCUGCUUCUUAACCUGGAAGAAUAUUACUUUGAACAACACAGAGCUAAUCAUAUCAUAAGUAAAGGUUGCAGAGAUGAAAGGAAAAUAAGAGGUUCUCUAAAAAUCUGCUCAAAGUCGAUCAUUUUCGAACCUGAUGAAAAUCUCCAACCCAUUAUCAAGAUACCAUUGAGAGACUGCAUUAGUAUAAAAGCACCAGAAGACAAUGAAGCGAAUAACCUCUUCUUACGGGAGAUAUCUGGUGGGAUUUCUGUUGUGUGUAAUCAGGUUUUUCUUAUUAAAGAAAGAAACGUUAUUGCACCCUAUAAAACAGUAAGAGGUAAAACAGAACACCUAUUCCAACUGGAUGUAGCUGGGAAACUAGGAGAUGUUGUGCAAACUCUACAUCAGCUCUACAGGGCUUCUUGUCUAGAUAAGAUGGGAGAUCAAGCUGCCAUGAUAACUGCUAUACUGCAAUCCCGUUUGGCUAGAACUUCAUUUGAUAAAAACAGAUUUCAAAGCAUUUCUGAAACACUGCGUAUGGAAUGUAAAGCAGAAAUGGUGACACCACUGGUGACUAAUCCAGGGCAUGUGUGUGUUACUGAUGCUAACUUGUACUUCCAGCCUCUUAAUGGAUAUCCUAAACCAGUAGUACGAAUCACACUGCAAAAUGUACGCCGCAUCUAUAAAAGAAGACACGGUCUAAUGCCACUGGGACUCGAAGUAUUUUGCACAGAAAAUGAUAUCUGUUCUGACAUCUACCUGAAAUUCUACAACUGUCAAGAUCGAGAUGAGCUCUAUUACCUUAUUGCUACAUAUAUAGAAAAUCAUAUUACAGAGCAUACAGCUGAGAGCUACAUGUUGCAAUGGCAGCGAGGACACAUAUCAAACUACCAGUAUCUACUUCAUCUCAACAAUCUGGCUGAUAGGAGCUGCAAUGAUCUCUCCCAGUAUCCUGUAUUUCCCUGGAUCAUAGCAGACUACUCUAGUGCAGAAUUAGAUCUGACAAAACCUGCAACAUUCCGUGACCUUAGUAAACCAAUUGGUGCCCUGAAUAAAGAGAGACUUGAGAGAUUAUUGACACGUUAUGAGGAAAUGCCUGAACCUAAGUUCAUGUAUGGGAGCCACUAUUCAUCCCCGGGUUACGUUUUGUUUUAUCUUGUUAGAGUUGCUCCAGAAUACAUGCUCUGUCUGCAGAACGGGAAGUUUGAUCAUGCCGACAGAAUGUUCAACAGUGUUGCAGAAACCUGGAAAAACUGUUUGGAUGGAGCAACAGAUUUCAAAGAGUUGAUUCCAGAAUUUUAUGAAAACGAUUCUAGCUUUCUAGUAAACAGCUUGAAAUUGGACUUAGGAAAAAGACAGGGUGGAAAGACUGUUGAAGAUGUAGAGCUUCCCCCUUGGGCAUCAGGUCCUGAUGACUUCCUUCGGAAGAGCCAAGAGGCUUUAGAAAGUGAGUAUGUAUCAGAGCAUCUUCAUGAGUGGAUUGACCUCAUAUUUGGCUGCAAACAGAAAGGAAGUAAAGCUGUUACAGCUUGCAAUGUGUUUCACCCAUUAACUUAUGAAGGAGGAGUGGAUUUAAACAGCAUUAUGGACCCCAAUGAGAAAGUAGCUCUGCUGACGCAGAUCUUGGAGUUUGGACAGACACCGAAGCAGUUGUUUACAACUCCUCAUCCUCAAAGGAUAAUGCCAAAAAGCUCCUCUCGAACAUCUAGUCACAGCGUUUCCAUACCUGAAUCUCCAGUUUCUCCACAUGAAGAAUCAUUUGAAGAUUUGACAGAAGAAAGCAUUACGCUUGCUUGGAACAAUAUAUCUAAACUAAGACAAGAGGAACAAUAUAAAAUUCACAAAGAGGCAAUUACAGGAAUAGCAGUCACCUGCAAUGGGUCUUCGGUGUUCACCACAUCCCAAGACUCAACUUUGAAGAUGUUCUCCAAAGAAUCAAAAACACUCCAAAGAAGCGUGUCCUUUUCCAACAUGGCUUUGUCAUCUUGCAUCAUCUUACCAGGAGAUACCACUGUCAUAAGUUCUUCAUGGGACAAUAAUAUAUAUUUCUAUUCAAUUGCAUUUGGAAGACGGCAGGACAUCUUAAUGGGACACGACGACGCUGUCAGUAAAAUUUGUUGGCGCAAUGGGUGUUUGUAUUCUGCAUCCUGGGAUUCCACUGUGAAGGUGUGGAAAUGCGUACCCGGAGAGACAUUGAGCAAUAAAAGAAACUGCUUUGAAUUGCUUGCAGAGUUAGAGCACGACGUUAGUGUAAAUACGAUCGACCUUACAGCUUCAAACACAAUACUGGCAUCUGGAACCAAAGAGGGCACCAUCAGUGUUUGGGAUGUUACCACAGCAACAGUGCUGCACCAGUUGUCGUGUCAUUCCGGUACUGUGUUCGAUGCUGCGUUUAGUCCUGAUGGUAGACACCUACUCAGCGCGGGAGAAGACUAUUGUUUUAAAGUAAUAGAUGUACAGACUGGAAUGCUUAUAUCUUCUGUGACUGCUGAUGAGCCACAAAGGUGCUUCAGGUGGGAUGGAAAUACUGUCUUGUCAGGAAGUCAGUCUGGUGAAUUACUGACUUGGGACCUCCUCAGUGGAAAAGUCACUGAAAGAAUCAAAGGACAUGCAGGUGCUGUAACCUCCAUGUGGAUGAAUGAACAGUGCAACAGUGUUAUUACUGGAGGGGAAGACAGACAGAUGAUAUUCUGGAAACUGCAGUACUAAGUGCCUUUCCCUCCAGAUGUUUAAAUGAACUCUUUCAUUUUAAACCAAACCUUUUAAAGGAACUCACUUAACUGUGUGCAAUGAUGGCUGCUGGAGUUCAACCAGAGAAGAAGCUUUGCUCAACCACACCUUUCCAGCUUCUGGUGACUUCACUGAGAGCUCUUAACUUCCAUUAUGUACGCAUUUGGUUUUCAUAAACUACCAAAAAUGCUUGUCUAAUAAUGAGAUGACAUUAAAGACCUAUUUUUCUGUAACUAAA
Molecule: messenger RNA, 3136 nt
Organism: Coturnix japonica (Japanese quail)
Lineage: Eukaryota; Metazoa; Chordata; Aves; Galliformes; Phasianidae
Gene: NSMAF
Product: neutral sphingomyelinase activation associated factor
Molecular function (GO): protein binding
Source: RefSeq, a predicted model, not a curated record